AUGACCCAGGAACUUGACUGCCCUUUGCAGGACGCUGCACUUCACCAGGUUCAGCUGGAGAUUCACCCACUGGAUGGGCCUGAACAACAGGUGCAGGUUGACUGCUGUAUCAUCAAAGGUCAGGCGGGCAUAGCAGAGACCAAAGGGGACAACCCAGAACUGCUACAGGCCGCACCCCAGGGUGAAGCCCGUCUUCUCCCAGGCCUUGGGAUUGAGCUACCGAUCGUUCACACUUUCCAUGAGUUCUUUGCUGAAAUGCAAGGUCAUGAUGAUAUCAUUUGCAUUUCAGAGUCUGAAGACAAUUACAGCAAAUGGGAAGGUUAUGCUCAGUGGUCUUGCACUGCUGAGACUGUGCAGUCUAAGAGUAUUUCAGGGAUGAAAAUGAGCCAUGUCGAUGCUACAAUUCAGCAGCUUCAGCCCUCCAGAACAAGGGUCGCCAAGCACCUUUCUGUCUUCAGUAAAGGUGUUUGCCAACUUGAAAAGAUUGAAGAAGAAAGAAUGUCUUCUAUAGAAAUUCUGAGCAUUGACCAGUGUGAUGAUACCAUAACUGAUUCUGAGGAUGAAAUCAAAGUCAUUGAAGAGAAUUUUUAUCGCGGGGGUAAAGUGAGUUGGAUCAAUUUUUGGCUGUCAGAAAAGAAACAUGUUGGGGAAUUCAUCCAGAGAGAUACAUAUAAAGAAAUUUCCAAACGUAUCAGUGACCUUCCCAAGUGUAGUAUCGAACAGACAGCCAUUCAGGAUCUUAGAAUAUACCACCAACCAGGUAGUGGUGGAAGCACUGUUGCACGGCAAGUGCUCUGGAAUAACAGGAAAAACUUCAGAUGUGCAGUGGCAAGACACUCAUUCUCUGCUUCAAAAGUGGCUGAGCACGCUGUGAAAUUGCGAGAGUAUGAGGAAGUCGACGCACAGAAAUGUCUUCCAGUUCUUUUGCUGGUUGAAGAUUUUGACACAGAAUACCUCGAAGAUCUAAGGAGAGAGCUUGACUCGGCUGUGAGAACUCAUAAGAUCAAGCCAGGGACACUGUGUUUUAUUUUACUAAGCUGCAGACAAUCGCAUGAACCAGAAAAAAUGAGCAAGGAGUCGCCAUUACAGAAUUUUUCUGUGACUCAUAAACUGUCAGCAGAAGAGAAGAGAGAGUUUGCACGAAAAAAGACUGAAGUUGAAAAGCAAUAUUCAGCCAAUUACAUCAUAACCUUUGUUUUGAUGAGUGAGGAAUUUAACAAAGACUACAUCAUCAAAUUUGUGAAAGAUUUACUUGUUGGCAUUAAGCAUGGAGAUGUUGUCACUCACCUCAUUCAUUAUGUGGCAUUACUCAAUACUUAUGUGCAAAACUCCUAUCUCUCUCAGUCCCAUUGUGAAGCUCUGCUACUACUAAGCAUGCAGACAAAUAUUGAACCCACUGCCAACAAGCAGACCAGAAAAAACCAUACAGAUAGAUGCAGAAGGCACUUGUUUGAAUCAUCAUUAAACAAGCAGGCCAAAGUUCUCUUCAUCCAUCUGAGAGAUGAGAAGACUCAUAUUCAAAGCAUACGCAUCCUUCAUCCCUUGAUUGCUGAAGAAGUUCUUCGCCAACUUUUGGUCAAAGACCAGCAGCAGAGUGACGUAGCCAUGAAACUACUGAAAGAUGAUGUGCUUUUUCAGAACAGUUUUGGAAAAGAGCAUUACCACAGAUUCCUGCGUGACCUCUGCAUGAGACGCAAUAAGAUCAUUAAAGGAGACAAAUCUGACACUUCAUUUUCUCCCCUCAUUGAACACAUUUUGGAGAAGGAAAAUCCGGAAAAGGCUUUCGAGAUCCUGAAAGCGGCCUACACGCGGUUUAAUGAAGAUCCCUUCUUUGCUCAGCAGCUUGCACAGUUGUGUUACACAUAUGAGGAGUUUCCAGAAGCUAAGGACUGGGCAGAUAUAGCCCAGAAAAAGAUGCCACACAACUCCUAUAUCUUGGAUACAAAGGGCCAAGUAUUUAAAAGAUGGUUCAAUGACAAAUAUAGAAAUCUUGAAGGUAACAUCAGUCCUGAAAGCACUGUGGACACAAUUGCAACAGCGCUAGAAGCAAUUGAAUGCUUCAGAACUUGCGAGGGAGCAGCCAAUUUGGAACAGGACUCUAUGAAUAAUUCUGGCUACUUCUCAGAAGUUCAAGUAGAGCGUGAUCUUUUGGAUCUAGUCUUGAAAGUGUUUCCACGUGGAGAAAAGGGCCGCUCUGAGUGCAUGCAGUACUUAGUGACAGGUCACAUUCCAGAAAGGGUGAAAAAGCCGUGGGAGUGUUUUCACAGUAAACUGAAAUUCAUUCACAAGAAUAUGCAUGAUGCCCUCACAAGGAUUUCAGAAGAUCUGAGCUACUUCCAGAUGGACGUCAAUUCGGAUGAUGAUGAACAAUACAGCACUGAACUGAAAAUAAGGAAUCCAGUAAAAUGGCUUGCAAGAAAAACUGCCUGGUAUGGGAAUUUUUUCAAAGAUGUAGAGUUGCCCUCCAAAGAACAAAAUCAAUUAUCAACACGCAUGAAACUUUGCUCUCUUGGAGGUGAUAAUAUUACCAGCAUCUUUUCUCUUUUGUCUGAAAAGAAACAUGACCAACUAGAAUCCAUCGUUACUGUAUACGGUGGGCUGAAGAAACUUGAUCAAAUGGAACUGGCCAACUACAUAGCAUCUCAGAUAGCCUUAGGGUGUGCUUCAAGUGCAUCCACUUCUUCUAAACUCAAGGAGCUUCAAGCAUGCAGCCAUCAGUUCCCUCGGGACAGAGACAGAUGUCACCCCAAUGCCCUGUUCUUACUCACAUUGCUUUUCUGGCCAGAGGAUGGCGACACCAAUCAGGAGAGAGAUAACAAAUAUGAAAUCCUUAUGUCUGCUUUGGAUGUUUUGAAACGAAGCUUCAAAAUUAAACAGAAAAAUGUGCCUCACAAAGAGCUGAGAGUUUUCACGCAUUUCUACCUUGGCAAAGGAAGUGGCCUGAGUAAGAUUGUCCACAAAAGUAUGAUACAGGCCUUCAAAACAUACACAGUGUCACAAAGAAGAAUUAAGUGGUUUGAUGGAUAUAUCUGGAAAACGCCAGAGAUUGUGCACAUGCUGAAACGUGUUCAAGGCUGGACGGAACAUGGAAAUGUCUAUAUCAAAGGCUGUAAAGGGAAGGAGAUCAAGAUACGUGCCCUGAACUCUGAUUCAGUACCUGAUGGUAACGAGAAUGUUGAAUUUUAUGUGGGAUUUACAUUUCAAGGGCCUGUUGCUUGUGGCAUCAUUGUCUGUGAUGCCAAUGAGACAUAGGGACCAGG
Molecule: messenger RNA, 3260 nt
Organism: Brienomyrus brachyistius
Lineage: Eukaryota; Metazoa; Chordata; Actinopteri; Osteoglossiformes; Mormyridae
Product: sterile alpha motif domain-containing protein 9-like
Exons: 3
Coding region: 1-3252 (1083 amino acids)
Cellular component (GO): cytoplasm
Molecular function (GO): protein binding
Source: RefSeq, a predicted model, not a curated record